CCGCGGGUCUUCCGACGCACUCGUGGGGUUCGCGGGCAGGGCGCUGCCCCCGGGGGGGGCAUGCCGGCUGUGGCGCAGCAGCCGCCGGUUGGUCUGACUACCAAGAACACUUUCCUGGACUGCCAGUCGCCGUGGAUCGACUACGUGAAGGUGGACGAGCGCCCGAAGUCGGACCCCACGUCCGACUUCUCGUCCUGCUCGGCGUCCGAGAACUCCCAGAGCAGCCUCACGCCGCAGAGACUGAGCACGAGAGGCCGUCACGCGACGGAGAGCUCGAGCCUGUCGGAUCAGCCGCUGGAGGGCGACUCACAGGCUCGGCGGCCACAGAGACGCAGCGGCGCCGCUUGCAGCGCAAGUCCGUGAAGGAAGCGGCCAAGCCGGAGGGCAGCAGCUCGACCGCGAUGCAGCAGGGCACCACCAAGAUCUCCCUGUGA
Prorocentrum cordatum is the source of this 434-nucleotide messenger RNA. The record is from the annotation of a GenBank genome assembly. Lineage: Eukaryota; Dinophyceae; Prorocentrales; Prorocentraceae.